Zootermopsis nevadensis is the source of this 2189-nucleotide messenger RNA. RefSeq lists its product as uncharacterized. Lineage: Eukaryota; Metazoa; Arthropoda; Insecta; Blattodea; Termopsidae. The record is from RefSeq and is a predicted model, not a curated record.
ACCUGAGUCAUAACAACAUCAUUACUUCACGUGUCAGCAUAACUGAGCAUUCUUCUCGUAUAUUAAAACAAGUGAAGGCGUUGUUACGCAGUGUUCAGUAACCAUGACAACCGCAACCAUGCUACUGCUCCUGAUGGCUGCAGCUUCAACCAUCGCCUUUUCUCCACAGGAAGGGUCCAUCGGGCCUGAAAACGGUCACAGAUUUCUGGUGGACGUGCCUGUUUACCCUUGGCUUCUGGUUCGGAGGCGUCGCGACGUCCCCGCAGCUUCCAAGUCUGGAUCCGGCGCUGUUUCUUUCGCGUCCAGCGGGAGUGGUUCUGGUUCAAGCUCCGGCUUCAGUGGCAGGGGCGGGUACUCCGACGGGACACUAGGUUACAACUCUGUGAACCCUAGCGGCUUCGCGUUCCCGGGAGCUGACGGGUACGGGGCUCAGAGCCCCUACGUGGGGUAUCAGCCAGCCGACUUCAACUCGCUGUUCCAGCAGUAUCUGACCUUCAUGGAGCACCUAGCACAGCAGCAGGCUUACGCCACGAAUGACAUCAGCAGUCGGGCUGCAUAUCCUGCACCGAAUGACUAUGGGUUUGCGUUCCCUGAAGCAACAAAUUAUGGUGGCAGCGGUGGGGUCCCCUCAGAUGGCGGUGCAGUUUCUGCUCAUGCCUCCGCCAGCUUAGGUCCUCGAGGUGGCUUUGGUUCGGUAUCGAUUUCACCGCCCCCUCAAGGUAAUCCCGAGCUUGGGACUCGGAUGGGCAGCGUUCCACCUUCAGACGGUAACAACUUCUCUGUGUCCUCGUUCUCGUCAAGCAGCAGCAGUGACGUAGACGGAGUCAGGAAGAGUUCCAAGGAAGCUACGUCCGUCAUCAACGACAACGGGAAGGUCACGACGUAUCACGUUGGUGACCCGUAAGAGUGAAACUAAUAUGACAUAAGUCCUCAUGUCUGCGGAAUAGAGAAACAGGUCUAGACACGUGCUUAACAUUUCUCAGCAAUUUUGGAUUUAUAUUUGUUACUGCUGUAGGAAAAUCUAGACGUCAUGUCAUAGAAGGUAAAUAAAUCGAUUGACAGGCGUGUUACCCAUCAACAGAGCAUAUGGUUUAAUCUGCGUGCCGGUUCAAAGCUGCCUGACUAGGUUUUAACAGUUUUGUAUCUGAAUUAAUAUUUUAGGCUUUUUUAACGUAAUCUUCUCUCAUCGGAAAUAAAAACAAUUUUAGACGCAGUAUUUGUGAUAUAAUUCCGUGAGCAAUAUAUGAUUUGUUGGAGCUCUGUUUGAAAAAAAUGUCGUACUUUAAUUUACGCGACGAAAUGAAGCUUUUUAGUGUCUAAAAUUCGUUUUGAAUGAGGAACUUCUAUUCAUUUUAGCUCUUACAAAUUAACUUACAUUUGGAUAAGUAUCCCCGUUAUCAAAAGAACAAACUUGUUUCGUGUCCAGUAUUUUGUUUUCUAAUUAUCGCAAACUGACGUCAGAAACUUUUACCACAGCAAUAAUAAAUUAAAUUGACCAUUUUAAUACCAAACUGAAAUUUCCCCUGUAUAUUUUAAUGUGCCGAUUGAUUUAAUUAACGCAAACACUUGAGCGUCCCGCGACACGGCACAAAGGCCUAUCAUCGAUGCACUUCUUGUUCGUUGCCAAUGUCGAGAAAGGUUAGGACAUUUCACACAAAGUUAAGUUCUGUAUUUUGACUUCAGGGAAAUGUGACCGGGAGAAGGGACCGAUUUCUCUGUGCCGCUGCUGAGGUGUCCUGUUCGUGCAGGACUUGUUACAGAACUUUUGCUAUUAUCAAUUUGCACUGUUACAUUUUUUUGCACACGAAAGUGACUUGAGUUAGUACCUUAUUUUGGUCUAACACUAUUAAUAAUUGAUAAUGUUGGUUUCUGAAGGAGAAAUAUAUAUUUGUAUGAAGUAUUUGAAAUUUCCAUUGGUAUUUUUCCAUGGAAACGAAAUAAGUCGAUUUCAAAUUCCUAAAGGCAAGAAACAAUAAAUAUAUUCGAGACCAAAUGAAUCAUGUAUCUGAGUGAGAUAUCUGAAUUUUGGCAUUUCAAGUGUUAGAAGUACUUUCUUUUGUAAUAAUGUGAAAUCAACAUUUCUUACUUCUUUCUAUCACUGCUAAUAUUUUAAUAUAUUUGUACACUAGGUAAAUAACACUUAAUAAAUCACAGAAGGUUAUAAUGUAAUAAACAUAUGUGGCAGGUCA